This is a messenger RNA of Triticum aestivum (bread wheat), 1542 nucleotides long. RefSeq lists its product as uncharacterized. Bases 149 to 1408 code for a protein of 419 amino acids. The transcript is spliced from 7 exons. The record is from RefSeq and is a predicted model, not a curated record. Lineage: Eukaryota; Viridiplantae; Streptophyta; Magnoliopsida; Poales; Poaceae. Gene Ontology annotation, molecular function: RNA binding.
CUUUCAGCGGGCCCACCAAGCCCCGGAAUAGCUGGUCUCCACUCCACCAACAGUCCGUCCGCCGCCGUCGCUCCCCAUUCCCCCACCCUCACCUUCCCUCCCAGCACCUCAAGCGAUCCGCCUCCAGUCAGCGUCGCGCUCGCCGGGGAUGACCUCACGGCUCUCGCGGAUGGGGCCGCAGCCACGCGGCGUGGCGGAGAGCAGCUCCGACGACGACGAGAGCUCCGGGGAGCGCGAUGCCCCCGCCGAGUUCCCCGAAUCCACGCUCUCACGGUUGUCGCUGUUGGGGCUUCAGCCGCGCGACGUGGUGGAGAUCAGCUCCGACGACGGUGGCUCGCCAGCGCCGGCGCCACGGACGCGGAGGAAGAAGGGCAAGGACGACAGCGACGACGAUGACGACUGUGUGGUUCUGGACGGCGACCCCGACAAGCCGCUCGCUGUUGCGGGCGCCAAGGCGAGGGCUUCAGGGGGCGACGCGUCAGACGAAGUGGAGAUCGUUGCCGCGAAAGGGCAGAUAGCAUGCAAGGACUUCCCUCACUCGCGUCAUCUAUGUGUUGACUUGCCCUUCAGCACUACUUCUCACGUAAAGCGCUGUAGCAUGUGCUACUAUUUUGUAUGCGAUGUUCCAGCUCCAUGCAAGUAUUGGGGUCAAGGUCUUUUGAAUGAUGAUCAUUGUCAUGCUACUGACAAGGAAGCCAAGUGGAAAAAACUGAGGCAAGCAUUCAAGUGCAAAACUAUGCCAGCAUCUUAUUCCGAGAAACACCUGGAUGACAUCGCCCGAGGCAACCGACGCAUGGCAGCCGCCCAUCACCCGAGGACCUCCGAGGCUCCCCUGCCCGAUUUGCCACCGCUGGAUGUGGUGUACCCAACAAAUCCAUCAGCCAGGCAGGUUCGCGUGGAGAACCUACCGUAUCACAUGGACCGGGAGGACCUUCCCGGGCUCUUCUAUCAUGCUGGCAGUGUUGUGCUAUCAGAGGUAUUUUACAACAGGGGAACAGGCCAGAGCCUUGGAUGUGGGCUUGUCACCAUGAAUACUGUUGAAGAGGCCGAGAAGGCUGUGGAGUUGUACCAUCAUAGCGAGUUGUGCGGCAGACUCGUUACUGUGAGCAAGGCAGCUGCAACUGGAGGUCGGGCAGAAGAAACACCGUCUCCCCGUCGAUCCGUGUCCUCUAUGUUCAUGCUCUUCGUGAACAAUCUGUCGCCGGAAGUGAACGGAUAUGAGCUGAAGCGGCUGUUCAGCGAGUUCGGCGAAGUGGUCCAUGCUAAAGUCAUCUACCAUCACACAGGAGCUCGGUGGGAGUCCAAGGAAUUCGGCGUCGUCACAAUGGCGACGCGCGAGGGGUUGAAGGUCGCCAUUCGGGGCCUCAACAAAGUGGUCUGGAGGGGCCGUGAACUGCGUGUGGGAUGAACUGCGAGUGGCGUUUCUUUACUGAGAUGAUGACAUAUGAAAGGGAUCAUCUUUGUGUCUGUACCUAUCUGUAGCAGGCUACCAGGAUAUGGAUACUAAUACUUUUAUUCAUAUGAAAACAUGAUCUAGAAGCU